UACAUGUCCCAGAACACACUGCGGUAUCUUGAGCUGUGUGUAUGUGAGGCAAAGAGGAAGAUUUCAGAAUUCGUCUAGAAAAUUGUAGCUGCGCUGUUGUUAAACAGAUAUAAUGGCCUAGCAGUCCAGCUACCUGAUAGUCUUUCCUCACAUAUUCUGAGUGUGUGCUUUGGGUUAUGAGCAGUGGUAAGACUCCUCGUUACAACCGAUACUCCGGAGGAGCAGCGAUAGCUAGCACAGCAACCAUCCCCAGCAGCCCCUCCAGCCCCUCAGCAGACUCUGGCAACGGGAGCAGGAUGGAGGCCUCGUUUGCUCCAACUUUCUCAGCUGCUGGAGCUAAAGCAGAAGGCUCCAGCACUUACAAGCAGCACAGACGGACUCCUUCCUCCUCGAGCACUCUGACCUACUCCCCCCGUGAUGACGACGAUGGAAUGCCUCCCAUCGGUACUCCUCGGAGGUCAGAUUCGGCCAUCUCAGUCCGAUCUCUCCAUUCCGAGUCCAACAUGUCCUUGCGCUCCACUUUCUCUCUGCACGAAGAGGAGGAGGACACGGAGCCGCAGGUCUUUGCUGAGCAGCCUUCAGUCAAACUUUGCUGCCAGCUGUGUUGCAACGUCUUCAAGGACCCCGUCAUCACCACGUGUGGGCACACUUUCUGCAGACGAUGUGCCUUGACUUCAGAUAAGUGCCCUGUGGAUGCAGCUAAGUUAACGGUUGUGGUGAACAACAUUGCAGUAGCCGAGCAGAUUGGAGAGCUCUUCAUCCACUGUAAAUACGGCUGCAGGGCUGUAGGCAGCAGCGCGGCCGGCGCCACGGCCUCCAACACCUCAGUGGCCGGGAAACCUGGAGCCUACGAGGUGGACCCGCUGGGCUGCCCGUUCACAAUCAAACUGUCUACACGCAAAGAACAUGAGGCCAGCUGUGACUACAGGCCCGUGCGAUGCCCAAACAACCCCUCCUGCCCGCCGUUGCUCACCAUGAACCUGGAGGCUCACCUCAAAGAAUGCGAACACAUCAAAUGUCCACACUCCAAAUAUGGCUGCACAUUCAUAGGCAACCAGGACACAUAUGAAACACACCUGGAGGUCUGUAAAUUUGAGGGCCUCAAGGAGUUUCUGCAGCAGACUGACGACAGAUUCCAUGAGAUGCAGCUCACUCUGGCUCAGAAGGACCAAGACAUCGCCUUCCUACGCUCCAUGUUGGGGAAAUUAUCUGAGAAGUUGGAUCAGCUAGAGAAAAACCUGGAGCUCAAAUUUGAUGUGCUGGAUGAGAACCAGAGCAAGCUCAGCGAAGACCUGAUGGAGUUUCGUAGAGAUGCCUCCAUGCUUAACGAUGAGUUGUCCCACAUCAACGCCAGGCUCAACAUGGGAAUCCUGGGCUCAUACGACCCCCAGCAGAUCUUCAAGUGUAAGGGGACAUUUGUGGGCCACCAGGGUCCCGUCUGGUGUCUCUGUGUCUACUCCACUGGAGACCUGCUCUUCUCUGGCUCUUCUGAUAAGACGAUUAAGGUGUGGGACACCUGCACCACCUACAAAUGUCAGAAAACCCUGGAGGGUCAUGAUGGCAUCGUGCUGGCUCUGUGUAUCCAAGGUAACAGGCUAUACAGUGGCUCUGCAGAUUGCACCAUCAUUGUGUGGGACAUUCAGACGCUCCAGAAAGUCAAUACUAUCCGUGCCCAUGACAACCCCGUAUGCACACUGGUCUCCUCCCACAACAUGUUGUUCAGCGGCUCCCUCAAGGCCAUCAAGGUUUGGGACAUCGUGGGCACUGAGCUGAAGCUGAAGAAGGAGCUGACAGGACUCAAUCACUGGGUUCGAGCGCUGGUGGCCUCCCAGAACCACCUGUACAGCGGCUCGUAUCAGACCAUCAAGAUUUGGGACAUCCGCUCUCUGGAGUGUGUUCAUGUCCUGCAGACCAGUGGGGGCAGCGUCUACUCCAUUGCUGUCACCAACCACCACAUCGUCUGCGGCACCUAUGAAAACCUCAUCCACGUGUGGGAUAUUGAGUCUAAAGAGCAGGUGCGGACCUUGACGGGUCACGUGGGGACAGUUUACGCUCUGGCCGUCAUCUCCACCCCCGACCAGACCAAAGUGUUCAGCGCUUCCUAUGACCGCUCCCUCAGGGUGUGGAGCAUGGACAACAUGAUCUGCACCCAGACUCUGCUGAGACACCAGGGCAGUGUAACAGCGCUCGCCGUUUCCAGAGGGCGCCUCUUCUCCGGAGCUGUCGACAGCACCGUCAAGGUGUGGACUUGCUAAACGGUCCGUUGGCUCCACAGGCGUCCAGCUCACUUCACCUCCCGUUAACGUUUCCGCGCAGUUCCCGCCUCAGCACGCAUUUCUUUGAUUGUGAUUUACACACUCCUUAGUGGCCUCAUCCACCUGUGCAUUACAGGGCACAGCGAGACAAAGCUGCCUUACGGUUGCACCACACUGGACUGACUGGACGCUGCACAUUAACCCGAGGUGUGGAGAGGACUGCGGCUGUGCUUUUUUUCACACAGUCGACGGUGCUGCCGGCUUCCUGCAGACGAACUUCACCCAUGAUACCCAACACAUACUGUUUAAAGGCUGGCUUCACUACCCUGGGUGGACCCCAUGCAGAUACCGUAUGUUUAUUACGUCAUCGAUGAUUUAAGCUUGUAUAAGUGAGCAAAAGGCGUUCUUCUGGGCAAAGGCCUUCAUCCACGGCGUCACGACUCCGAAUGUUUCAUUUUAAUCAUUUUGACAAACCCUCCGCCUGGUUAGCAAACCGGGAGCACUCCACGUGUCCACGUCCAGCAGCUGUUUGUCCAAAGUGCCAGCUAACAUUCUCAAGAGUUUUAAUCCUGUUUAAAAAAGAAAAAAGGUAAAUUGAUACUUAAUUAAAUAUCAGUUUAUUUCUGUUAAACAGUGAAAUGUUUAUAGCAGUGUGUGCAAUAAAAAUAUAUUUAUGAAUGAUAUAGUAUUAUGUACAGAAUCAGAGCUGAUAAAUCACAUCAACCAGAUGUUGGGCUGACACCUGAGCCACAUGUUGGUGUUUCAGGGCCACAGCAGCACUUUUGUUAAUCCAGCCUGCACAUUUUUCCUUUUUUAAAUGUCGACUUUUCUCCUCAAACUAGCUUCACUGAUUUCUCAACGAUGCACCUCGAGGUAAAAACUCAGCCGGGUAGUGCACACCAUUCUGCUGCUUACACUCCGUUCACACUCCAUCAGAUAACUGAUCUCAGAGUCCGCCUGAGUAGCUUCAUAAAUCAAUUUCUAAGCAGUCCAAGAUAAAAGCGUCUCCCUUUCAGCUGAAGCGUCACGUUGGUGGUCGCCCAGUCCAGUGUUGUGAAACCAGCCUUUCGAAAAACACUUUUUAACGCAGCAAAGACUUUUAAGAGAAAGAUCUAUAGAUUUAGAGUUUUACAUUUGUGCCAUGAUGGAGAUGUAUUGAGAUGUAUUGAGAGCAACUCGACGGUUGUAAAGUCGUGUAAGAUAACAGAGAGGACGACUCAACCCGGCCUGCAGGGCGGAGCGAGAAGGACGACCUGCGUGCAUGCACGUGCCUGUUAUUGUCUAUACAUGAGUGUUUCAAUGAGUGCCAUAUGUGUGGAUGAAAAAUAAGGAACAGCUGUAAUGAUGCCUUUUCCUCUCCUCUGUAUGUCCCUCCCUCCUCUCUGACCACAGAGUAACACAAACAGUUGACUGCAGUUAACAUUAACUCCCCGACGAAAAGGCGCCUGUGCUUUCCUAAAUGAUGUGUAAGGACCCAUAUUGGGUUGACAGUACAGCAGAAGGGUUGAAAUAUUCUUGUGAUAGUCGGUGAGAUUCAGAGACUAAAUCAGAGUUUCACGGGUGUUUAAUAGUUUGGCUGCAGCCUCGUGAGGGAGGCAGAGGAAGGGAAGAGAGGAAGCAUCUUCACUGGUCACACUUUAAGUGAUUUCUUGUAUACUUGUAAUCAUGUAAGCCUAAGUUGAUCGUUGAUCAAUAAAAGUGUUGUACACUUGGA
Molecule: messenger RNA, 3969 nt
Organism: Maylandia zebra (zebra mbuna)
Lineage: Eukaryota; Metazoa; Chordata; Actinopteri; Cichliformes; Cichlidae
Gene: traf7
Product: TNF receptor-associated factor 7
Biological process (GO): ribosomal large subunit assembly; Notch signaling pathway
Cellular component (GO): nucleolus
Molecular function (GO): protein binding; zinc ion binding
Source: RefSeq, a predicted model, not a curated record